Mucor velutinosus is the source of this 237-nucleotide messenger RNA. RefSeq lists its product as uncharacterized. Gene Ontology annotation, molecular function: nucleic acid binding. NCBI's taxonomy places the organism in Eukaryota, Fungi, Mucoromycota, Mucoromycetes, Mucorales, Mucoraceae. Bases 1 to 237 code for a protein of 78 amino acids. The record is from RefSeq and is a predicted model, not a curated record. The transcript has a single exon.
AUGGGGUGGCCCCCACAAUCUCCAGACUUGAAUCCUAUCAAAAACAUGUUGGCUUUGAUGAAAAGGCGUUUCAAUGAGUAUGAAACCGCAACCAAGGGUAUGAGUGAAUUAUAUGAGCGAGUAACUGAGAUUUGGUAUGACCAAAUGAAGCCGGAGGACUGCCAAAAGGUUAUAGAAAGCAUGCCUCGACGUACUGCGGCCGUUAUCAAAGCAAAAGGGAAAUGGACAGAGUAUUAA